Messenger RNA from Lobosporangium transversale, 2073 nucleotides. RefSeq names its product Alpha/Beta hydrolase protein. Bases 66 to 1919 code for a protein of 617 amino acids. The transcript is spliced from 3 exons. The record is from RefSeq and is a predicted model, not a curated record. NCBI's taxonomy places the organism in Eukaryota, Fungi, Mortierellomycota, Mortierellomycetes, Mortierellales, Mortierellaceae.
CACACUUUUUGCUCUGUAUCCUUUUCUCACUCUUGCACAAUUUUAUUUUUUUUAUUUGUUCCAAUAUGAGUCAGCCAUCAGACACAACUCAAAUUCAUAUUGCAAACCAAGGUAUCAUUCAAGGUGCAUUGGAUCCAAACAAAGAUGUUGUUCGCUUCUUGAAUGUUCCCUUCGGUGUUGUUCAGGAGAGAUGGCGGCCUGCUGUUAAGCCUGAGCCAUGGACCGGUGUUCGUGAUGCGACCAAAUUAGGACCAGUCUGUCCUCAACCCAAAGCAGAAGGGCGCAUUUCAAGGCACAUCAAUACUUUUUCACCUGUCGACUUUGACGAUGAAACCACCGAGUUUGAUGAGAAACAUUGUCUAAACCUCAACGUUUUUGUGCAUGAGGACACACUAAAGAAGAAGGUGGUCGAGACAGCAGAAGUAAAAUCCAAAGGCGCAGCCGUUGUUGUAUUCAUUCAUGGGGGCGGAUCCUGUGAUGGCGCCAAUGUUAUGGAGCUCUAUGAUGGCAGUAAUCUGGUCCGCCAGGCAACAAAGCUAGGGCGUCCUGUGAUUGUGGUUGUUCCCAACUAUCGACUUAACUUCCACGGGUUCUUCUCUUGUCCAGAGCUUAUUGCAGAUAUUGAGUCGGAUCCAAAUCUCAAGACUGAUUACGAGAGGGCUACCGGGAACUGGGGACUUCAAGACCAACGUCUUGCGUUUGAAUGGGUCCACAACAACAUUGCAGCUUUUGGUGGUGAUCCCUCCAAUAUCACGGCUAUGGGUCAAUCAGCUGGUGCUGUAUGCGUCAAUUACCACAUGUUAAUCCCUCAGCAUCAUGGCCUCUUCCAUCGAGCGAUCAUGCAUUCUGGCGCUUUUACCCCUCUUACAGCCAUUCGGCCCCAUGUGGAAGGAAAGCUUUACUUUGAUUUUCUGGUCGAUCAUUUUAAUAUUCCAAAGGAGUUGUCCGGGAAAGAGAAGCUUGAGCUACUGAAAAAAGUGCCAAGCAUGGAGCUGGCUUUAGCUGUAUCUUCUAAGAGGGUUCGACUGGUCACACCUUAUGCGGACGGACUGAUGGUUCCUAAAGAUAUUUACAUACGAGCCCAAAAGGCUGAAAUGUUCGACCAAGGGGUCAAAGCUGUCAUGGCUGGAUGCAUGUUAAAUGAGGCGAGCUCGCUUCUACCGGCCAUGGGCCCCACAACACUAAAAGGGCUGCCAAGGUUGUACGAGAGGUUCUGUCCUCCUGAUGAAGUCAGCCAACAAUUGUGGGAAAAGGUAUAUGGGAAGCCAAAGACUGAUUUAGAUGCUAAAAAAGUAUCUGAGCAAGUGUUGGAUCAUUGUGUGUUUGCCUACCCAGUUUUCUCUGUCUUGCGAGUGCUCUCCAAGCGCAAAGAUUUGGACUCCUCCCAACCAUCAACACAGUCGUUGCGCGAGGGUUCAAAGGAGGGAGAAGAAAGGUUCAAGUUAUUUCAGUAUUAUUUUGAACGCUCUAUUGAGGCAGUGGAUGCUGUUGGCCGUGGCUGGGGUGCGCAUCAUGGUCUUGAUCUUGUGUAUGUGUUCGGACCAGACUAUGCACUCGAGAAAGUCUUGAAUGAGGAUGAAAAACGAUUCAUGGAGCGAGUACAGACGAUGUGGAUCCAAUUUGCGUAUGGAGAGACUACUGGAACAAAGACAAAGGAUGGGGUGGAUCUUUUCCCAGCCAGGAUCACACAUCCCUUGGAUGACUACAAGCACCAUAGCACCGCUAAAGAAGCUAUAGUCCUGACACCUCAGUGCACUGUCGAAGCAGAACAUGUUGCUAGGGAAGGCAAGGAUGUGAUGGAGUUGUGGGACAGAUCUGAAGCAUGGGCCUAUCAGAUACGUCAAAGGAAUGAGAGUGAGGAAGCUUUACGCGUUGGUUUUCUGUGCAUUGCUGUCCCUGGAGAGGAUGAAUGCAACUAAAAAUGGGUUCCGAGACCCGAGGACAACAACAUACGUGCUCUAUUUUUUUUUUCCUAAUAAAAAAGGUUGAGAGAACCACAAAGAACCUUUGCUUCUUAUCAGCAUACUUCAGCUCUAGAAACCAUUCAAUACUAAAGGCCCCUCCAAAUCCCUG